Molecule: messenger RNA, 3425 nt
Organism: Photinus pyralis (common eastern firefly)
Lineage: Eukaryota; Metazoa; Arthropoda; Insecta; Coleoptera; Lampyridae
Exons: 15
Coding region: 1-3054 (1017 amino acids)
Biological process (GO): signal transduction
Cellular component (GO): nucleus; plasma membrane
Molecular function (GO): guanyl-nucleotide exchange factor activity
Source: RefSeq, a predicted model, not a curated record
AUGACGAAACCACUACUGAACACAGAAGAAGCACGUAGAAAAGCGAUGUACCAAGUUCUAGCAAAAGAGCAACAGUACACCGCCUCCCUACAGUUUGCAAUUACCAGAUUCGUCUCCGCUCUCGCUGAACGAAAAGACCUAAUAUCGCCGUUAGACCACCGACUCCUUUUUCAAAAUUCGGAAGAGGUGCAUCGUAUCAGUGAGGAAAUACUAGAGUGUCUAGUGCCGGAAGAUGGCGAACCCCAGAUACACCUUUUACUAAAAGUCUACCAUUCGAAGCUAUCGGAUAUUAUAACGUCAUACAAACGCUACUGUUCCGGUAUUAAAAAGGCGGAUUGCAUUUUAGUAAACAAAACUCGAAAUUCCAAUUCGGACUUCGUACGAUUUUUACAAACGCCUGCGGUACCGCGAAGAAGACCCGACAUUACUUCCUUUAUACAUAAACCCCUAGAACAUUAUCGCGAGAUUUUAAAGUUGUUCAACGUCAUUUUAAGUCAGACCAAAGCGAACCAUGACGAGUAUGCUCUCAUUAGUAAAAUUGUUCAGGAUUUGCAGAUAGCCUAUAGGGAGAUGACGGCCGAGGCGGGACUGAUGGAGCCGGUUGGGGAAGGUAGACCUCUACUAUCCGUUCAAGAUUUAGAAAAUCGCCUUGUGUUCACCAAGUGCAAACCUUUCGUUUUAAGUAAACCGGGUAGGCAAUGGAUUUUUGGCGGUGAUCUGGGUAGAGUAGAAGGAAGGAGCGUCAGACAGUAUUGGACGUUGCUAUUUAGCGAUUUAAUUUUGUUCGCCAAAGUGUCGAGGGAUAGGGUUUUGUUUAUAAUUGAAGAUCCGCUUCCAUUGGUGCAUAUAACUGAUUUACUCUUUAACGUUAGGAAAAAAGCGAACGAAUUUAGGUUAAUAGUACACCCGGGUGGAACUGCGGCGAAAAGUCCGACGAUACAUUGCGGCCCGGAUUUAACACGAACGCCGCGGAAAAGUUCGAAUAAAAGGUGUAUCGUACUAAGGGCCCCCACAACUGAACUGAAGGCUGUUUGGCAAAAUUUGUUACAACGACAGAUCUGCCACGUUAACGCGGGCAUGGAAGGCAGUUCAUUUAGCAGCCCAUUAGAGUCUCCGGACGUUCCGGUGACCUCAUCCGUUGGCACCCUUCAAUCGACAGAAUCGCUGUCGAUCCGUCGCCAGACUCCCCAAUGCCUAAACGUAGAAAGCUGUGGCAAGCAAAAGCAGUUAGACGAAAUAAUAGAGCAUAAAUGUAAGCAGUUGGGAAAGUGUAGCAGUAGUACCAAAGGAAGCGCCAUACACUUAGAGCAGUGGAUGAAAGGUCAGUUGGGCAGAGACCAAACGCUCACACCCGAAGAGGAGUCUGAUUGCGAAAUAUGGAGCGUGGACAUGUUGCGGAGGCGAACGGAGGAGCUCAUGAUAAGUGACAACCGAAAUUCGCCUAGGCAUUGCGAAAGCAGGUGCGAGGAGCUUAUUUUGUCAGAUCACAGUCCGUCCAAGAGCACAAGCCCCGAAAGCCAGGUAACCGUUCGUUCAAGCCCGAAUGCCAAAGAAACCGUGAGAGUAUGCCAACAAUGCCACAACACCUGCCGGACUAACCCUAACGCUCACAAUUCCAAUAACAACAUUAACCAUAGUAAGUGCACCGAAUAUAACAAAAAUGCAAUAAACCUCAAUACAACGAACCUAUACGAAGAUAACAUUAUCUGUGAUGAAUUUGGACGUUUAAUGCUAAUGGGAUUUAGUGCAGUUAAUCCGGCCGCUAGUUUGGUAAAGCUUGAUCCCUUUUCGCCUCUACCCAAAAUAUCAGUAGUCCCUCCAACGCCCGAUACUCGUUCCGAAUUUAGAUAUAGUGAGUCUGUAUGUAGUAGAAUAUCGACGAGUCAGCUAAACAAUAACGAAUGUUCUCCCGACGAUUCCCCCCAAGACGAAGAGCAACCCUAUCACUCGCUCAGCAGCUCUAACCCGACGCUUCGAAGGUUCGGUACCGUCUCGAGUCUGGAGCGCGUUGGUUCCGAGGAAACCGACGAAAACGACGAAGCCGAGACUUCAGAAAGUGAGGACGACGAAAGCAUGGGCAUCGACAAUAGGGGAUUUAAUCCGCCGACAAUUAGAGGGUGGACAGCACGUGCUGGUGCGUUCAUGUCUGAGAAAAUGGCGUUUUUUGAGAGAUUGGGCGAGGACUAUCGCGCUGGAACCGGGUUUUUUGAACGUUACCUAAAAUCGGGAGACAGUAAGGAAGAGAAUGGCGAAGAAGACGAAUGCGAAAACUCGGGUGCAACGUCCGGUGAGGAGAUUUGGGGAACGCCAACAAGUGGAGAUAUGGACGAUCCCUUGAGCUCAAAUUACGACACAAAGCGUUCGCCUAAUGGCGGAUCAUUAUCUUCGGACAACGGCGACGAUACCGAAUUGAUGAUGGAUGAACUACUAAUGACUCCUCCAAUUGCAAGUGCCAAUUUACGCGGUCUACUUCCGCGAAGAACCUUAGAACCGUUAAUGGAAGAAGACUCCGAUACGUGUACAUCCUCUUCUUCGUCGCCAGACGGUUACACCCCUUCACCGCAACAGGGCAACGGAACUGGCGAUGUUGCUGACAUUUGCUUGACUGCUGCGGAAGCUCCAAGGAGCAUCCAAGAACAAUCAAAUACACCUGCAGUAGCAUUUCCAGUCAAAUCGACAACACCCAGAAUUCUCCGAUCGGACAGUUAUCGGCACAUAAUCGAAGACGACGAAGACAACGCAAAUUUUUUCAAUCGUUUCAAAUCAAAUGCGAAAAUUAUAAAUGUUGAAAGGAUUCCAAGAUCUCGAACCAUUAAAUUAUUUGAAAUAUUUUAUGUGAAGAAAACCGAUCGAAAAAUUCACGAGUCAUUUCCGGAAGGCGAUCAUUUAAUUAAAUUAUUCAAUAAAGAAGGAAUGACCUCCGACGACGUUCCCACUUCAUACUCGCAGAGGCCGAUCACCAGCAGAAUACCAAAGGACAAGCAGAUGGACGGACGCUUUUGGAGGCAGUUAAGCAGAAGAAGAGGAAGUAAGAAAUCGGACGCGACGGCCUAAGGAGUCAACUCGUAGUGUAUUUUCCGCUCAAUAAACGUGAUAACAGUGCUUCAAGUUUGGUUUUUACAGUUUGCCUUAAUAAACGAGAACUUGUGUAAAUUUUUUGCAUGAACUGGCGCUAAAUAGAAUUAUAUUUUCUAACUAUAUGCUUAAGACAGAUUUCUACGAUUCCAAUUUGUUAACUAUUAAUUAAUCUUUGUCUAUCUCUGUUAAAUUGAAUAAUUAUUAUGUGACUACGUUACGCCCUACGAAUAUUUUAUGAGUGUGUAAAUUGUAGUAGUUAACUGCAAUUGAAAUCAAAAAUCAUUCCGUCAGAACCUGAUGUGAUAAGAUUCCAUUUUAUACUGUUAUAAAAAAUUUUAAAUAAAAGC